CGGCUAGGUCGUCCCCCUUCCCACGCCCCCCCCCUCGGGCCUGCCCCUCCUUCCGCGCGCCCCCGGCGCGUCGCGGCGCGCGCACAUGUGCGAUGACGCCGCGGCCCGGGAAGAUAGAGGUGCCCAUCUCGGGGGAGGUCAUCUCCCGACGGAAGGUUGACCGCAAGGCCCGUGGAGACGAUGACGAGGUCACCAACGACUUUUCCAAGGUGGUCCGGAUGGACGGGCCUUCGAAGCUCAAUUGGCUUUGCAAGGCACUGCCCAUGGUCCGGAGAAGAAGAAUGCCGCCUGCUGAGUUCCUCGAGAUCGUCACGAACCAGCGGUUCGCUGCAAACCUCGACGACUUUAUGCCUUGGGGUGGUCAAAUGGUGA
Messenger RNA from Prorocentrum cordatum, 372 nucleotides. NCBI's taxonomy places the organism in Eukaryota, Dinophyceae, Prorocentrales, Prorocentraceae. The record is from the annotation of a GenBank genome assembly.